Molecule: messenger RNA, 344 nt
Organism: Phoenix dactylifera (date palm)
Lineage: Eukaryota; Viridiplantae; Streptophyta; Magnoliopsida; Arecales; Arecaceae
Source: RefSeq, a predicted model, not a curated record
UCCACGCUUUUUUAUCAGGGUUUUUUCUGGAUCUAUUUCUUUAGGGUUUUGGAUCGAGACUCGGGGCGACGAUGGAAGAUUUGGUAGCGGAAAAGCAUGUGAAGUACAUCCUCUCCGUGGAAAAGAAGAAAGAUGAUUUCGAGUCUCUAGUGUUGGAGCAUCUGAGGAUGAACGGCGCCUAUUGGGGUCUGACCACUCUGGACCUCCUCCAUAAGCUCGGAGCUGUCGAUCCGGAUGAGGUCGUAUCGUGGAUGAUGGAAUGCUAUCACCAGGAUUGCGGAGGGUUUGGUGGGAAUAUUGGUCACGAUCAUAAUGUUCAUGAAUGGUUCAGAAUAUUCCAAUGA